AACUUCGCAAGAUGAGGUUCUGGUCUCUGCUCGUCGUCGCGUGGAUGCCCGUUCUGCAGGUCCUCCUCGCAGGCCUGCUCGGAGCUUGUCUUGCGUCCAGCCGGUUCAACGUCCUCACCUCUGAUGCUCGAAGGAGCAUAAAUAAGAUUGUUUAUAUUGUCUUCGUCCCAUCACUCGUCUUUUCGAGCUUGGCAGGCACUGUAACGCUCAAGGACGUCAUUUCCUGGUGGUUCAUGCCAGUGAACAUGAGCAUCAUAUUCCUGAUCGGAGCAACUCUAGGAUGGCUGGCCGUGAAGGCCCUAAAGCCAGGACAACAUCUUCAGGGACUUGUCAUUGCUUGCAGCUCGGCAGGUAACUGGGGAACUAUUCCUUUGAUGAUUGUUCCGGCGAUCUGUAACGAGGAGGACAGCCCCUUUGGUGAUGCCAGCACCUGCAAAUCUCUCGGCAUCUCCUACGUCUCAUUGUCCAUGGCAGUAAGCUUGACAACCGCCUCGUUAACUCUGUCCAAGAAUGGUACAUUUUGGAUUCAGAUAUGUUUCAUGCAGCUAGGAAAUUUCUUCAUUUGGACCCAUAGCUACAGCGUCAUGAAGAGAUCUGCUCAGCUCUAUAACAAAGGAUGUAAUGAUCACCCUACAACUAAUAACAUAAGAAAAGAACAAAAUUCACGAGAAGAUCAAAAUGGUAAUUAUGCCGCUUUUCUGCCCAUGUUGUCAUCUACAGAUUCUUGCGAGGAUGCCUCCAACAACUCGGUUAGUUCUACCUUGCUUUCCAACAGUCUUUCUGGUACCUUGAUGCACUAUUUCAGAAGAGCAAAGGAUUUGCUGGUAGAGAUACUGAAAGAAAUGUGGUCACCUCCCAGCGUUGCCGCGCUCGUAGGGUUUACUGUCGGUGCAAUCGACAAGCUGAAAUCACUCGUUACGGAGGAAGACAGCCCUCUCCGAGUGGUCCAAGAUACUGCACAGUUACUAGGAGAUGCUGCAAUACCUUGCACUGUCCUCAUACUCGGCGGAAACCUUACCAAAGGCAGAGGAAGGACGACGAUGAAGCCUCUGGUAGUCGUAUCGAUUAUUGUGAUACGCUUCGUGAUCCUUCCUGCCUGUGGAAUCGGCGUGGUCAAGGCAGCCAGUGAGCUUGGAUUUCUGCCAAGAUCUCCCCUGUACCACUACGUUCUGUUGUUGCAAUCUACAGUCCCCCCAGCAAUGAGCAUCGGAACCAUAGCUCAGCUGUUCGAUGUUGGGGAAGAGGAGUGCUCCAUCGUCUUCCUCUGGACGCACCUGGUUGCCGCACUGGCGCUCACACUCUGGUCGACGGUGUUCAUGUCACUGGUGUCCUGAGUGUCUCUUAAGUAAAAGACUGCAUCAGCCAGGCACAUUUGUUGUACUAUAAUGUGUUUCAAGUAUUAUCAAGUUACAAACUUAAAUAAGAUUUAGAUGAGCAUGCGGAAAGUUGCAGUACAGAGAUAAAAAGAAUGUAGCAGGGCAUGGUAGAUUUUGAGCAUCAAU
Molecule: messenger RNA, 1502 nt
Organism: Lolium rigidum
Lineage: Eukaryota; Viridiplantae; Streptophyta; Magnoliopsida; Poales; Poaceae
Product: protein PIN-LIKES 5-like
Exons: 9
Coding region: 12-1334 (440 amino acids)
Biological process (GO): endoplasmic reticulum to cytosol auxin transport
Cellular component (GO): membrane
Source: RefSeq, a predicted model, not a curated record